UGCUAUCUCUAGCAGUGAUUACUUUGAAAAAGUAAUUAUUUAUCGAAAAAUUCUUCCAAAAGGUAUGAAGAUGGAAACUUUGGGUUAUUAUCUUAAAAACUUGACUCAACAAUACGCCAAACUACAACCUCCUCGAUCAGGCUUCAUUGACUCUAAUCUCAUUAAUAUGAAACACAUAAAGCUGAUUUCAUCUAGAAUCAAUGAUAAAGAUAUCAGUUCUAAUAAAUAUGGUGAGCCUCAGUAUAUAUUCAAACUUCUUUAUCGUGGCAGUCGAGAUGGAUUUGAAGCUACGAGCUUCCGACAACUCUGUGGUUCUCAAUAUAACACUGUAGUAUUUGUGAAGAUAAAUCAAACAGGAAAAAUUAUUGGCGGCUACAACCCUAACAAUUGGGACGAAAACACCACGGUUACUAUGCCGACGGCAAUAACAGAAUCAGCGUAUGGUUGGCGCUCGGUUAUUAAUGCUAAUGCGUCUGAUGCAUUUAUUUUUUCCUUCAACGAUGGAAAAGAUAUUAAAGGUGCAAAAUUUUCACGCAACACUCAAAACGGAUCUACAAGACCGGUUACAACAGUUCAUGGUCCUUAUUUUCAUUGUGAUUUAUUUAUCAGUGACAAAUGUAACCAAAAUUCCUUGAGCUGGUAUAAAUGUUGUAACUAUCAAAAUCAAGAUUUAUUGGAUGACAUUUGUCCGGAUAAUACACAUUUCAACACAGCCCCAUUAGUAGUAAAUAAUACACAUCAUUUCAAAGUAGAUGAUUAUGAAGUAUUUCAAGUAUCGAAGAUCAUGUGA
Messenger RNA from Ambispora gerdemannii, 790 nucleotides. Lineage: Eukaryota; Fungi; Glomeromycota; Glomeromycetes; Archaeosporales; Ambisporaceae. The record is from the annotation of a GenBank genome assembly.